Messenger RNA from Microtus ochrogaster (prairie vole), 3912 nucleotides. RefSeq names its product monoglyceride lipase (gene Mgll). NCBI's taxonomy places the organism in Eukaryota, Metazoa, Chordata, Mammalia, Rodentia, Cricetidae. The record is from RefSeq and is a predicted model, not a curated record.
CCCCGCCGCGUGUGGCGUGCCGAUGACAGCCGCGGGGCUUGCUUCCCCAAGCGGUCGCGGGCGGGCAGGAGGCAAAGUUUGUCGGAGAAUCGGGGUGACUUUGCUCGGGGACCCGCAUCUGCGCGAAUGCGCGGUGCCGCGGAGCGCGUCUCGCUGCAGCUCCGAGCUGGGGACCGGCUGUUCCUCGCUCCCGGAACCCCUUCAGGGGUGUGUUCUGGAAAAGUGGUGACAUGAGCUAGCGCUGGAGAGGCAGGAGGGAGCUGCUCGCACCCCUGCAGCCCAGGCGGGGAGGGCGCAGACCCCGCGGUGCUGCCCUGCGGCCGCGAUGAGGGAACAGCCCUCUUUCGCCUGGCGCUGAUACUCGAGGCUGUGGCGGUAGUGGAAUGCGAAAGCCAGGACGGAAUGGAAACAGGGCCAGGAGACCUCAGCAGGAUGCCUGAGGCAAAUUCUCCCAGGCGAACUCCACAGAAUGUUCCCUACCAGGACUUGCCUCACCUGGUCAACGCAGACGGACAGUACCUUUUUUGCAGGUACUGGAAGCCCAGUGGCACACCCAAGGCCCUCAUCUUUGUGUCCCAUGGCGCUGGGGAGCACUGCGGCCGUUACGAUGAGCUGGCUCAGAUGCUGAAGGGGCUGGACAUGAUGGUAUUCGCCCAUGACCAUGUUGGCCACGGGCAGAGUGAAGGAGAGAGGAUGGUGGUGUCGGACUUCCAGGUUUUUGUCAGAGAUGUGCUGCAGCAUGUAGACACCGUUCAGAAGGACUAUCCUGGGGUCCCUGUCUUCCUCCUAGGCCACUCUAUGGGCGGUGCCAUCUCCAUCCUCGCGGCUGCAGAGAGACCAACCCACUUCUCUGGCAUGGUCCUGAUCUCCCCUCUGGUUCUUGCCAGUCCAGAAUCUGCAUCAACUUUCAAGGUCCUUGCUGCCAAAGUGCUCAACUUUGUCCUGCCAAACAUGUCCUUGGGGCGCAUUGACUCCAGCGCGCUGUCUCGGAACAAGUCGGAAGUCGACCUAUAUGACUCGGACCCACUCAUCUGUCACGCAGGGGUGAAGGUAUGCUUUGGCAUACAGCUGCUGAAUGCUGUCUCGAGAGUGGAGCGCGCAAUGCCCAAGCUGAUACUGCCAUUCCUGCUGCUGCAGGGUUCUGCUGACCGGCUGUGCGAUAGCAAAGGUGCCUACCUGCUCAUGGAAUCAUCCCGGAGUCAGGACAAGACACUCAAGAUGUAUGAAGGUGCCUACCACGUUCUCCACAAGGAGCUUCCAGAAGUCACCAACUCUGUCCUCCAUGAAAUAAAUACGUGGGUCUCUCACAGGAUAGCAACGACAGGAGCUUGGUGCCCACCCUGAAUGUACCAGCCAGGCAACCAGCUUGUGGUCUGGAGGAAGCAGGCAGAGGAAGGGCAGUGCUGACUGGCUCGAAAAAAAAAAAAUAAUCGCAAAUUGGAGGGAACCCUAGUGCAAUUUACUCUGACAAAAAAAGCUAAUUUGUUAUAUAUAAGGCUACUGGCCACUGGCUCUACCACCUGAGGGUAGCACUUUAUGAAAGAGGAGUAUAUUUUCUACACAGAGACUGUGUUGGAAUGUCCUAAGAAUAAACAAUUCAGCCUCUGCCCACCUCUCCCAGCUCCCAUGGGGUCCAGGGACUCUCUUGCAGUCCCAUGUCCCAGCCUGCAAUAAUCAGAGGUCUCUUUCCUCCUCUCCCAAGCCUUCUCUGACGGGCUGUUCUUUGGCAUGUGACGAGGUGGCCUGUGUCCCCAGAGCUAGCUCCUUAGGCUCAUGUGCCCCUCUAAGGCACUUCCUCAAAAUGGACAGCCACCCUAUGACCUGGUCAGCGACUUCUCAGAUGGAAGUCGGGCUGUGGGGAGGGAGGGUGGCCAUUCUCCCCACACAACUCUUCCCCCUGCUGGGAGUUAGGUUACCCUCAGCAGGUCUGUGUAUCCAGAGAGGCACCUUUUCUCAGGUCACUAAGUACCUACCCCAUGCUGAGAAGGGUGGCUUUAAAGAUAAGCAUUUAAUAUAUAUGGUAUAUUCUAAAAUAAAGACUAUAUGGGUGGAUGGGUGAAGCCUGGACAGCUUUAGAAGAACUGGUACCCCACACAGGGCUGGUCUUCUGAGGGCCAGUCCCCUAACUGAAGACUGCCUGGCUCUUCUUGCAGAGAAAACACAAGGGACAGAGGACUGCGGCCUGGGCUGUCCCUCUGUCCAGAGCCACUGGGAGUUGUUUGCCAGUAGCACAGCUACCUCUGGUGGCAGAGGAGACUCUCAUGAAGCCAUGGUGCUGGCUGCCUGCCCAGGGCAGCAAAGGCACUCAGUGACCACCUGCAGACAAGGACCACAGUUGUCUGCACCCCAUCACAGGCUGCAGCAGGAUGGCCCAGCCAGGCCUCAUAGAGGCUACCCUGGAGCAGUGAAGUGCAAGCCCCUGCCCUCUCAGGUGCCCGCCCAGAGGCCCGCCCCAGGCCUCACUUAGCGCCAGCAAUAACUGGGGCUCACUGCCCUCCUGGAGCACUUUCAUCUUCACAGAGGGGCUUGCUGUUACCUCAGGAGUCUUGUUAGUGCACAUAGGACCCUGGGAAGGGGCACUGCUGCCAGGGAGAGCUGCUUGGCUGCAGGGAGGGGAGAGUGGGCCCUCGAUUCUCCAGGAAGCUGCCACCUGUCCACCUAGGUCCCGUCCUUUCCGGAGUUUAUUCUAGGUCCUGGGGAGGGUUCUCUGCCUUCUCCGGUGGCCCUGACCAUGCAUGGCAGUCAAAAGCUGGCCAUACUACAGGCCAUAAGGACACUACGCCCCUCAUCAGGGCCAAGCACUGCAUGCAGGGAAGGCAGGGCCCUCUUAGCUCUGCAUCUGUUGAGAAAAUAAAGAUAUAAAAGUGUGCUAAGAGGGUCAGUCAGCACUCCAGGCUGCUCAGGGAGCCUGGUCAGCAGCAGACAGGCAUGGGGUGUUUCUGUUCUCCAUUAAGAAAAAAAAAAAAGGACCCCACUCCAGACUACUUGUACCCCUGGGCCCAGAGCCACCCAGGGCUGCUCCCAGAAGCACAUGCUGACAAUGCCACUUUCCAAACCACAUGCCCCACCUGGGCUGGUAACUUUCGUGCAUGACUUCAUUUACAGAGAUGCGUGUGCAUCUGGUUAAAGAACCAUUAACACUAAAAGGGGGCAAAUGACCAGAAACUGGGACUGUCUUGUGAAACCCGGAAGGGGACAGGCACAUGACUGCAUCAUGUCCUGCAUGACAAAGUCGGGGCCAGCACAGGGCUGUCUUUAGAGAGCUGGGCCAGCCUUGUGCAGGCUCUGCCCUUGACUCUGGAGGAAGCCUGACAGGCUGGGCUUCAUAGUCACCCCACCACCAGAAUGCAGAGGGAUUGGGGUGUGGGAGGAAGCUAAGACGCACAAGGCUUGGCCAGAAGAAGGCAGAAGCCAGCAGGGGGCCAGGAGAGCGCACCACCCCAGGUGAAGGAGAGGGGAACCAGACCUGAGCACCUUUAAGAACAUAGCACCUUCUCCAACAAGGAUGGACUUAGUGCCCGAAAAGCUUUUUAGGAAAGGGUGCCACCUGCAGGUAGUAGGGUGUCUCAACGACUAAGUCCCAGUUCCUCGGUAGAAUGGGGACUGUCCUCCCUCCACCAUGGCCCCCUCAGCUUCUGGGUGUCCUGGGGACCACCAUGAGAGCAGUCGGGGUGCUCUAAUACCACAGGGCUCUACUCACAUCCCACCCCUCAGGCCACCUCACACUUCCCUCUCUCUCCUGAUUGCUAUUGUAACUUCCUAGGGAUCACAGUGGCUCACUGGUCUGUUGCUGUCACCACGCUCAGUCACUCCCCAUGUGUACUCUUAGUGGGGAACCUAUACCGGCUUAGAACUACUAAAGAAACCGAUGUGCACUACAGCUCACCAUAAUAAACCAUGUGCUUUUGGAGA